Molecule: messenger RNA, 884 nt
Organism: Acanthocheilonema viteae
Lineage: Eukaryota; Metazoa; Nematoda; Chromadorea; Rhabditida; Onchocercidae
Source: the annotation of a GenBank genome assembly
GACCACAAAUAGCAGAAAUUAAAAUAGCAGUAGUAACAAUACUGAAAGAUCUCAGUAAUAUCAACGAAUAUGAAUUAGCAAUGAGAACAUUCGAGUGUUAUUGUAUUUAUCAACGAUAUAAAUGGAUAGUAAUCGAUGUAUCACAGAAUGAUACUUUGAAAUUACUUUGCCCACAAAAUGAGUUUUUCUUUCAACGACAUUGUGUAGUAGCACAAUUUUUGCAAGAAAAUAAUAAUUUCGAUUAUAUAUUAUUUAUCGAUUCUGAUAUGGGUGUAAUUAAUCCAAAAAGGCGAAUUGAGGAAUAUAUUGUGGAUGGCAAGGAUAUUAUCUUUUACAAUCGCAUUUGGAAUUUUGAAGUGAUGGCUGGAAGUUAUUUAGCUAAAAAUUACAAAGAUUUAUUCACAUAUGAGGCUUGUGUUCGAGCACAACUUGAAACUAACGAAAAAUGGAAGAAGAAAAUAACUGUGCUACCGAAAGGUCAAUCCUGGGCACGUGAUGGUUGGCUUACGAAUUCGAACUGGUCCGAACAAGAUUUCAUCUUUCAUGGAUGGCAAAAGCGGCGUUUAAAUACACGAGUAUUUGCAUCAUGGAAAUUGCCAUUUUUAUCAACGAAAUUUAACAUGUCAAUAUGUGAUACCAGUAAUUAUAUGGAAAAUUGGAAAUAUAAUCAAAGUUUUGCAAAAGAUCCAAAUGAAAUUCGUGUUCAACUGAAUGUGAUAAUUAGCCUAAAAGAUGUGGAAUAUUAUAAGGAGAAACAAAAAGUGGAAAAAAUACUGGCUAAUUUGAUGAAAAAUGAGCAUAAUUCAUCAAUCAAUUCAUUAUUGCUCGUAAUGGCAAUGAAUAGAAAAAAUCAAAAUUUAAAUUCAAAUUUUAGUACAAUUUAA